This is a messenger RNA of Corylus avellana, 1188 nucleotides long. Its product is annotated as F-box protein CPR1-like. NCBI's taxonomy places the organism in Eukaryota, Viridiplantae, Streptophyta, Magnoliopsida, Fagales, Betulaceae. The record is from RefSeq and is a predicted model, not a curated record. Gene Ontology annotation, molecular function: protein binding.
AUGUCGAUUCUCCCGCCGGAUUUGAUCACCGAAAUACUUCUGCGAUUACCCGUGAAGAGCCUGAUACGUUUCCAAUGCGUUUCGAAGCCAUGGCAGGCACAAAUCAAUGGCCGAGCUUUCAUCCGCAUUCAUCUCGACUUCUCCAUUGUGGGCAACAUAGAACGCCAUCUCAUAUUCAUGGAGCGCGGGCGACAACUGCCGCGGAAUUUCUCAGGAGUGCGCUUCAACGACGACGACCGAUUCGAAGAAGCGCUCGUGAACAUUCACCAGCCACUACUCGAUGCAGGACAGUACACCUAUAUCGUGAACUACUGCAAUGGACUAGUUUGCUUCCACAACUAUGAGGGAGAGAUUGUGAUUUGGAACCCAUUAAUCCGGCGGUACAAGAAGUUGCCCUUUGAGCCGGUGGGAUUCACCGACUAUGAUCUGUCUAGUUCGCCCAGUUUGGCCUUCGGACACGACCCAGUUAACGACGACUACAAGGUGAUGAGGGUUCACGAGUUCUAUAGAAAGAUUGAUGCCAAAAGUGCCAUUGAAGUCAAGGUCUAUAGUCUGAGAGCGCAUUCUUGGAAAAGCGUCGAAGAGGAAUGGCCUAAAGAGUAUAGUUCAGCCGAUCCUAGUUCGAUGUCCUUAAACGGUGCUUUCCAUUGGUUAGUUGAUCCUUUUAGUGGGUCCCUGCACCGGCAGACCCUUCUAGCUUUCGAUCUAGCCACCGAAAAGUUCAAAACGUAUACAAUUCCGGUUCAAUCAACCGAUGAUUGCUCACUCGGUUUGGAGGUCUUGAAAGGAUGUAUAUGUGUUUGCGUGAAUGUCAAUUUGACACUCAACGAUGUUUGGGUGAUGAAGGAGUACGAGGUAGUCAGCUCUUGGACUCGUCUUUACACCAUUGUGCAAGGCGCAGUCCCUUGGACUUUUGAUUACUGUAAACCUUUGGUGUACUCGAAAGACGGCAAGAAGGUUCUAAUGGAGCAAGAUUUGGAGCAUCUUUUUUGGUAUGACAUAGAGGAGAAAAGGGGUACAAGGGUUGAGUUUGGUGGUAUGCCUGAUUUGUUUGAGACGGCCAUUUGUGUGGGAAGCCUUGUUCUUCUCGACGACGGUGAUAGAGUGAAUAAUAAUCCAUCGGAUGGUCCUAAUCUGUUGAUAGAAGCCAUGGAGGAGGAAAUGAUAAAUGAGGAACAAGCUGUUUGA